Camellia sinensis is the source of this 2388-nucleotide messenger RNA. The record is from RefSeq and is a predicted model, not a curated record. NCBI's taxonomy places the organism in Eukaryota, Viridiplantae, Streptophyta, Magnoliopsida, Ericales, Theaceae.
UGAAAUAAGUGAAAUUAAUUUUUUUUUUUUUUCAUUUCUAAUAUUUUUUACCAAAUCACUCUUAUCAAAACAGAGUGUUCUUUCUCUUCUCUCCCACCGCCACCGCACACAAUCACCAGCACUGGCCACCAUUAUUAGCAGAUGCCCACUUCCAAACUGCCAACAAACUUCCACAAGCUUCUCGUCAAAGACACCAUCAAGCUCCUAAAAACAUCAGCUGAUACUAAGAACUUGAAGCUCGGCAAAACAAUUCAUGCCCAUUUGAUCAUAUCUAAUCAAACCACUCCAUACCAUGUAAUCCAAACCAAUUCCUUGAUCAAUCUCUACUCAAAAUGUGGCCAAAUUGAAAUUGCUCGCCGAAUGUUCGAUAGAAUGCUCGAACGAAAUGUAGUUUCCUGGAGUGCUUUGAUGGCGGGUUAUUUGCAUUCUGGGUUUCCUCUUGAAGUUUUUGGGUUGUUCAAAGCUCUGGCAUUGGAGGAAGUUUUGCGCCCAAAUGAGUACAUAUUAGCGACAGUUCUUUCUUGUUGUUCUGAUACUGUAUUGUUCAUAGAGGGCAGGCAGUGUCAUGGGUAUGUGUUGAAGUCUGGGUUGGUGUUUCAUCAGUAUGUGAAGAAUUCACUUACUUACAUGUAUUCGAUGUGUUCGGAUGUGGAAGGGGCUAUGAGUGUUUUGAAUUCAGUGCCUGGAUCAGAUGUUUUUACUUAUAACUCCAUUAUAAAUGGACUUGUAGAACAUGGGUACUUGAGUGAAGCAUUAGAAGUUCUUGGUAGGAUGGCGGGUGAGUUUGUGAUUUGGGACAUUGUCACUUAUGUUAAUGUUUUUGGCCUUUGCACGGGUCUUAAAGAUUUGAAACUGGGUUUGCAAGUUCACAACCGGAUGUUGAAGAGCAAUGUUGAGUUUGAUGAGUUUGUCAGUAGUGCAAUUAUCGACAUGUAUGGAAAAUGCGGUGAGAUUUCAAUGGCAAGGAGUGUUUUUGAUGCAAUGCAAACUCGAAAUGUGGUCUCAUGGACAGCAAUGUUGGCUGCUUGCUUACAAAACGGGUGCUUUGAGGAAGCUUUGAAACUAUUCUUUCACAUGGAAUUUGAGGGUGUUAUGCCAAAUGAAUAUACCUUUGCUGUAUUGCUGAACUCUUGUGCUGGUUUGUCUGCACUUGGACAUGGGAAUUCAGUACAUGCACGUGCUGUGAAGUCAGGAUUUAAGAACCAUGUUAUUGUGGGGAACGCUUUGAUCAAUAUGUAUGCAAAGGGUGGGAACAUUGAAUCUGGAAGUAAAGUUUUCACUGAUAUGGUAUAUCGGGACUCUAUUACUUGGAAUGCGAUGAUAUCAGGAUACUCCCAUCAUGGGCUUGGUAAGGAAGCUUUGAUUGUGUUCCAGGACAUGCUAGCUGCGGAAGAGCAUCCUAACUAUGUAACUUUUGUUGGAGUUCUCUCUGCUUGUGCACAGCUAGGUUGGGUCCGGGAAGGGCUCUACUAUUUACACCAAUUAAUGAAUCAACUAGAUAUUGAGCCAGGAUUGGAGCACUAUACCUGUAUUGUUGGACUUCUUUGUAGAGCUGGACAACUUGAUCAAGCUGAAAAUUUCAUGAGGUCUACACCAGUCAAAUGGGAUGUUGUCGCCUGGCGUACUUUAGGGUUUGCGCAAGGUGCACCGGAGGACCUCCUGCUACGCGAGCCGGAGUCUCAUCUAUCCCAUGGCGCCUCUGAGGUGGAUUCACAUGCCUUUCGUGGAUACGAGACCACCUCCGCGAGGAAGUGGUAUAUGGAGCUUCCUGACGCCGUCUGUCACAUCAUCGAUGAGGCUGGCUUCGGCGCAUUUUGCAUGGGGCUCUCAUGUCUCAUUGCGAGCUGGCCUCUACUGGGCGCCAUAGUAGAGAGGUGGUGGGAUACCACUGAUUCCCUCCACUUCUCUACAGCAGGGGAGAUGACGAUGACUUCCUUUGACUUCUCUAUGCUCAUCGGCAUAGCAGUAGGGGGUCAUCCGAUUCCUUACGACACCGACAUAGCUAUGGGUAUAUGCCUAUUUUUCAAGGAUUGCCCCAGAGCUAGAGGUAGAGAUACCACCUAUGGUGCCGUACUCACACAGAUACGAUGGGAGAUGCUAGCGGAGGCCUCGAGAGUCAUUCUCAUUCUUCCGUCGAUUCUUCGACACCGUGACCGCAGCAGAGGUAACUCAAACCUUAUAGUCAUUUCAGUUUUACUUCAUAUUGCAUCUCUAAUGGCAGCUAACAGUCUGUAUAUUCACUAUCUACAAAUCACCUGGCAGCCGUGGGCGGUGAUGCCUGACGGGGUCAGAGAUCAGUUUGCUGGCGCACAAGAGGCUUCUCGAUUCCGGAUCUUGCUCGAGGGCCCGGUCUGUCGAGCAUGGUUCUCAGGGGAGCGAUUCUUGUGA